AAUUGUGAAAUCUCCUUCAUACAGGAUGUUACCAAGCUGACGCCUCUGUCACCAGAAGUCAUCAGCAGACAAGCCACAAUUAAUAUAGGUACAAUUGGCCACGUAGCCCAUGGAAAGUCGACAGUAGUCAAAGCUAUAUCUGGAGUUCAUACUGUCAGAUUUAAAAAUGAACUGGAAAGAAAUAUCACAAUCAAGCUGGGCUAUGCUAAUGCAAAGAUUUACAAGCUGGAUGACCCGAGCUGUUCCCGACCAGAGUGUUACCGAUCCUGUGGAAGUAGCACCCCAGAUGAGUUCCCUACAGAUAUUCCUGGCACCAAAGGGAAUUUCAAACUAGUCAGGCAUGUCUCUUUUGUGGAUUGUCCAGGCCAUGAUAUUUUGAUGGCUACUAUGUUGAACGGUGCAGCAGUAAUGGAUGCAGCUUUACUGUUGAUAGCUGGCAAUGAGUCAUGUCCUCAACCCCAGACCUCAGAACAUCUAGCUGCUAUAGAAAUCAUGAAACUGAAACAUAUUUUGAUUCUGCAGAAUAAGAUUGAUUUGGUGAAAGAGAGCCAGGCCAAAGAGCAGUAUGAACAGAUUCUUGCAUUUGUACAAGGUACAGUUGCAGAAGGAGCUCCAAUAAUUCCAAUCUCAGCACAGCUGAAGUACAACAUUGAGGUAGUCUGUGAGUAUAUAGUGAAGAAAAUCCCAGUCCCUUUGCGAGACUUCACAUCCGAACCAAGGCUUAUUGUAAUUAGAUCUUUUGAUGUCAACAAGCCUGGCUGUGAAGUGGAUGACCUUAAGGGGGGAGUAGCUGGUGGCAGUAUUCUAAAGGGUGUUUUAAAGGUUGGUCAGGAAAUUGAGGUUCGGCCUGGUAUUGUUUCCAAGGACAGUGAAGGAAAACUCAUGUGUAAGCCAAUCUUUUCCAAAAUAGUGUCACUCUUUGCAGAACACAACGAUCUACAGUACGCUGCUCCAGGAGGUCUUAUAGGUGUUGGAACUAAGAUCGAUCCAACUUUGUGUCGGGCUGACCGAAUGGUAGGGCAAGUUCUUGGUGCAGUUGGAGCACUGCCUGAAAUAUUUACAGAGCUAGAAAUUUCCUAUUUCCUGCUGAGACGACUAUUAGGUGUGCGCACUGAAGGAGACAAGAAAGCUGCAAAGGUGCAAAAAUUAUCAAAGAAUGAAGUUCUAAUGGUAAACAUAGGAUCCUUAUCUACUGGAGGGAGAGUCAGUGCAGUAAAGGCUGAUUUGGGGAAGAUUGUGCUGACCAACCCAGUAUGCACAGAAGUGGGAGAAAAAAUUGCCCUGAGUCGAAGAGUUGAGAAGCACUGGCGUUUAAUUGGUUGGGGUCAAAUCAGAAGAGGAGUGACAAUCAAGCCAACUGUCGAUGAUGACUGAAAAAUGAAGAAGAGUGCUUCAUUUUUAAAGAUGAAGUGCCUAUUUCUAUCUACUUUGGAGGGGGUAUAUUUCCACAAUGGAAUCGGAAGCUGUGCAAACAUUAUCUUUGAGUUGUAUGGCUCUCCUUGUACAUCUUAUUGAAUUUUACCCUCUUACUAAAAUACUAGUCAUUAUCACCAUUAAAAGUGUAAAAGAAAUGUCGUAGAAGUGGGUUUCAUUAUCCACAUUUUAGUAGAAAUUAAUUGUACAUGUCUCAUGGCAUGUCUAAUUUAUGUGUUCUCUCAGACGUAUCUGUUUAAUAUCAGUCAAGCCGGCCCCAGUGUAACACAUAAACCAUAAAUCUGGUAUUGAAAUAAAAUAUCACUUAUUUUCAUUAAUUCCUAAAACCUUUUAGAAGACAGCAGUGAUUGCUCAACCAGUACAAGAAUUAAACAAGCAAAACCCAUCCUCUCCCGGAAGACUAGUACCCUUUCUGCACAACAUCUUGGUUUAUUUAGUCAGGUGUUUACAGCAAAAACUUUCUUCUGAAGUUUGUAUGGUUCUGACUUUGGGAUUGUGAUUGUAGUACACUUUAUAAUUAAGAUGGCAGUGUUGACUGACUUGGAUUUGUCACUUUCAAUAUUACAAGGAGCUUUGGAUAAAACCCCAAAGAAAAACCACAAACUGGAUCUGGAUUGACAGUACUUUUUUUUGAACUUACUUUAGAAUGGGUUUACAAAAAGAACAGGAUUAACUUGAAGCAUAGCUGUUUAUCUUUGUGGAACUUGUGACCAGCCUGGCAUAUUUUAAAUUAAGCUAUUGAGCAAUUAUUAGCUGUGAUCUUGAACUAUAAAAUAGCUGGAAAAGGCUGUUAAGGGAAUGAUUUUGAAGGAAAAAAUCACAAUGAGAUGAGAAAGGUAGAAAAACCACUUUUGCUUUCCUGGAUCACAUACUCCUUAGAAGAAUACAAUGUAAUAAACUUCCUGUAGGGUGCUAACCCCCAUUUUAGGUUUAACUUCUUUUCAUUUGUACCAGUAUACUUAGUUGUAGGUAUUUUAUAUAGUAGACUAUUUAGCAAGUCAUGCUGCUUCCCAUAUUUAUAUACAAAGUAUUGUGUUCAUUUUCAAAAUCUGGUUUGAGCUACUGUGGUUAGGAUGGUCAAGGGCAUUCUAAGGGUAAAUAUUGUUUCACUCAUCAAAAUGGACUUCGGUGAAGCAGAUUGGUUUUGUUAAUGAUUUCACACUGUAUUUUGUGUUGCCUUAUUCCAUCUACAUUCCUGUACUCAGUUUCUCCAUUUGUAAAGUACUUCUACCUCACACAGUGUUGGGACUAAAUGCGCUGAUUUUUGUAUAGUGCUUCUCCUUUGAAAAAGUAUCAGAUACAGUUCUUCCUGAUUCUCCUAGUACUUGACCAGAAUACAGUGAACAUGGGUGUUUCAAAGACUGCAUCUUCAAUGCUUUGGAAGCUUGUUUAUGUAACUCUGAAUUCUAAAGACUUAGAUAAACUAAAAUCUUACCUAGUCUGGUUGCGUGAGGGCACAGAAGAGAAAGUAAGCCACCACAGAGUGCCAGAACAACUCUGCCACAAAGCUGAAAUCUACUCCAAAGAGUUCUUUCUAGAUGUCCUCAAUGUGUGGGUCUAAUACUAAAGAAAUGCCAAGCCAAAACGCUUCCGAUAUAUUGGUUAAGCACCCAGAGGCAUUUUUAGGCAUCCAUGUAUUUUGGAGAUUAGACCUUAAUGUCUUGAUCUGAAACUCAAAAGAAGUGCUAUAAUCUUUUCAAAACACUUGAUGUAUUCCUUCAUUUAGGUAGGUAAUAAAUGCGAAGUACUAGUAUUGUCCUAGUGCUAGAUCAAUAGCCGUAACUACGUCAUUCCAUCUAAAUAUCCAUAGGUCAUUACUUAGCUUGGGUCUAAAAUAUGGUUUGAUACUGCUGUAGCUAAUAUCAAAUUUAUACAUAGGUAUACAUUAUCGGUAAUAAAAGAAUGCUUUAUGAAA
This is a messenger RNA of Oxyura jamaicensis (ruddy duck), 3349 nucleotides long. It is a transcript of the gene EIF2S3, whose product is annotated as eukaryotic translation initiation factor 2 subunit gamma. The record is from RefSeq and is a predicted model, not a curated record. Gene Ontology annotation, cellular component: cytosol; eukaryotic translation initiation factor 2 complex. Gene Ontology annotation, molecular function: GTP binding; translation initiation factor activity; tRNA binding. NCBI's taxonomy places the organism in Eukaryota, Metazoa, Chordata, Aves, Anseriformes, Anatidae. The annotation marks the transcript as partial. Gene Ontology annotation, biological process: formation of translation preinitiation complex; positive regulation of translational fidelity. The transcript has 11 exons.